GCUUAUAUUUUUACUGGGUAAAAUUCUAGCAUCAUGCGCCAUUCUUUUUCUUGUCCUUGUAGAUGUUCUUCAAACCAGUUGAUCUCACCACCGCCCUGCGCCCCGCGCUGCUUGAGGAUGAAUCACUGCUGUUUGUCCAGGACAUGGUAGGAUUGUACGAAGGAAAAUACAAGAUACCCAACUACCAGAAUGGCCAUGCUUACCUGACUUCGCAUCGCAUCUGCUAUGUCGGGGCUUCCGAACCCCGUAAAUACUCAGUAGCGGUUGACCUGAAAGAAGUGGAGCGGGUAGAAUAUCAGGCGGGCUUUCUGAGAUCGUCACCGAAGAUUGCAAUAUACCCCAAACCUUCGAGGAAACCUCCAGGGAAAGGUGCCGUCAAGGUUGAACGUGCUUCAUCACCAAAACUUUCAUCUUCCUCAUCACAGAGAGCUGCAAGUCCUUCACUUCGCCAGGUAAAUGGAUCGUUGCCCAGAGCUUCAACUGCAAGUUGGGUCUGCCCAAUUUGCACUUUCUCGAAUCCUGUUCCCUCCAACUUUGACCCAUCCACAGCCACAGCUUCUACUCCACUUCCGCCAUGUCUAGCCUGUGGAAUCAAGCCACCCCUUACGACACUUCUAAAAGCAGCUAUUGCAUCUGCGACAAAUCGCAUCGUCACAAAUCCUACAGCUCUACAGCCGUCUCAACCCCAUGAGCAGGUUGAUACGCUGCCAAUAAGCCGCGACAAUAGCGGAGAUAUUCUUGAACUGUCGCCUUCCAUAGCCAAAAGCCAUAUAACUACUUGCCCACGAUGUACCUUCGCAAACCACCCUUCCCUCCUGGAAUGUGAAAUGUGUGGUGCACCUCUUAAGCAUUUAGGAAACAAUACCCCUGAUCGAUUAGAUUCCCCGGCUCCUCUCUUUCUUACUUCUCAGUUAGAGAAUACGGAAAUCAACGAGAGUAUGAAACUGUCAUUUCGUGGAGGCGGGGAGAAAGUUUUUCAUGAGAGACUUAACGAUGCUCUGAUCCAAAGGAAGUGGCUCCUUCACGAUGCCCCGCCUGUCCCUCAGAUGUCACUUUAUCCCGGACCUCAAGGAAUCUCAGCCACCGGGGGAGAUUCCUCUCCUGUUGAAGAAGGGUCGCCCCAGCCAAAAGGCGUUGGAAUUGCCGGGCUUGAGCGUCGCGGUUUUCAUACAAGAAAGAUUAACGAAACAGUAAUUGGAAAUGCUUUUGAAGACCUUGAGGCGUUGAUGGCAUCGGCUAAGGAGAUUGUCGCCCUAGCUGAAACCUUGGCCACAGAAACCGGAGUAAAGCCAAAUGAUCACUCUACUCUUGAAGCGGAUGCAGUCCUGUCGCAAUCCGCCGCCGCUCUUGGAAUGAUAACAACGAAAGACAUGCUUGGCUCAGGCAGCAGCUCGGAGACACUGUAUCUUUCCGAACUAUCACGUAAUCUCGCUGAAUACUUGACAGACGACCGAGAAGGCGUACUUCGCCGUGAAGGUGGCAUCAUGAGUCUUAUAGACCUUUGGGCUAUUUUCAACCGACGCCGAAAUGGGGUGGAGCUCGUUAGUCCGGCCGAUUUUCACAAAGCGGCAGAGCUAUGGGAGAAGCUCAAACUUCCUGUGCGGUUACGUCGAUUCAAAAGCGGGUUAUUGGUCGUUCAGCCGCACGAUUGGACGGAUGAAAGAUGCAUUCGUCUUCUUGAAUCGUGGAUGAAUGAACUACAAACUGAUUCUCCUGCUGCAGAGGUACCUUGGGAUUGGACACUUUAUGGCAGAGGAGUAACGGCGCAAGAAGCCGCUCAGCGCUUUGGAUGGAGCGUUGGUGUCGCAUCCGAAGAGCUGGAAAUGGCUGAAGAUCGAGGUGUUCUCUGCCGAGAAGAAGGUAUCGAGGGUACUCGAUUCUGGCGGAACCACAUUUUGAUAACCGAAAAUGGUGAAGGCUCUAUGACUCAAAAAUGA
Molecule: messenger RNA, 1937 nt
Organism: Coccidioides posadasii C735 delta SOWgp
Lineage: Eukaryota; Fungi; Ascomycota; Eurotiomycetes; Onygenales; Onygenaceae
Biological process (GO): protein transport to vacuole involved in ubiquitin-dependent protein catabolic process via the multivesicular body sorting pathway
Cellular component (GO): ESCRT II complex; late endosome membrane
Molecular function (GO): phosphatidylinositol-3-phosphate binding; ubiquitin binding
Source: RefSeq, a predicted model, not a curated record